GUCAGGCAGCUGUGAGCACCUGAGGAGGGCAAGCUGAGGCUGCGCAGAGCCUCCGGUGAGGCUGAGGCAGCUCUGAAUCACGUAUAAAACCCCUCUGCUGCGUGGAAACGUGCCCUAAUGCGCAAACCAGGGUCCAGCCAAAAAUCUGCUAAUUCACCUCUGCAGCAUUAAAUCCACUAACAAAGGCACGCUGCUGCUGCAGAGACAGAUAAACAUGAAUGAGUGGCAACAUCUGCAGACGUCGGGCUCAAAGCUGAACUCCUAAAGUUCCUGAGAGAGAGGCAAGAGGCAGUUGCCAUGGAGCCCGCCUGGCGACAGCAGGGCCGCGGGCGUGGCCGGAGUCAGGAGGCUCAGGUUGAAAGGUCGCGACCCCUGCAGAGGGAGAGAGAGAGGCCAGGCACUGCUACGGGAAGAGGAGUCAGGACGAAGACGGGCUCUGCGCCUGAACCUCCGCAUGGUUUGGCUGUCCAAUCCAAGUUUGAGGAGAUCAGGAAAUCCAACCAGGCUGCUGCUCAGCGAUUGGUCGAGAGCCACUUCAGCUCCUCCUCUGAUGAUGAAGACGACAACAGCAUCGAUGAUGGAGACCACAAGGAAGGAAAGAGAGGGAAGAUCCUGGCGUCCGCCUUCACCACCUACACCGACCAGACAGGCGGGGAUGCCACUGGCCUGCAGAGGACCGGUCAGUACGUCAGCGACCUGUUUCAGUCCGGAGCGCUCACCUGUCUGAUCUGCAUCGCCUCGGUGAAGAGGACACAGGCGGUGUGGAGCUGCUCCAGCUGUUUCUCCCUCUUCCACCUGCCCUGUAUCCAGAAGUGGGCCAAAGACUCGGUCUUCCUCGUCUCCUCAGUCACCGAUGAAGACUUUGGUCAGAAGCAGCACCCGUGGCCCUGUCCAAAGUGCCGUGCAGAGUAUCCACCCAGUGCCACCCCCAACAGGUACACGUGUUACUGUGGGAAGCUUCAGGAUCCUCCAGCUGAUCCGUGGCUGGUUCCUCACUCGUGCGGCUCCAUCUGUCAGAAGGAGCUCAAACCUGCCUGUGGACACACCUGCCUGCUGCUCUGUCACCCCGGCCCCUGCCCUCCAUGUCCAAAGAUGGUGUCGGUGUCUUGUCUGUGUGGCAAAGCACAGCCCCUCCCCCGUCGCUGUAGCAACAAGGCCUGGUCGUGUCAGCAGCCGUGUGGAAAGUUGUUGCUCUGCAAACAGCACACCUGUUCACAGCCGUGUCACACAGAGUGUGCGCCCUGUCCCAGAGUCAGCGUUCAGAAGUGUGUGUGCGGCAGAGAGAAGGCAGAGAGGCCCUGCGCCAGCCCCCGCUGGACCUGCCAGCAGGUGUGCGGCGCUCCGCUCUCCUGUGGGAACCACACCUGUGAGGAGGUGUGCUGCGAUGGCGACUGUCCUCCAUGUCCUCGCUCCAUCAGCAGGACGUGUCCAUGCGGAAAGACCAAGUCGUCUCUGCCGUGUACAGAGGAAGUGCAGCCAUGCGGCGACACGUGCGAUCGCCGUCUGGCAUGUUUGAAGCACACCUGUUCAAUGAGGUGUCACCGAGGGAGCUGCGAAACCUGCAGACAGGAGGUGGAGAAGGAGUGCAGGUGUGGCCGAUACAGGAAGCAGAUGCCGUGUCAUAAAGAAUACCUGUGCGACUCCAAGUGUCCCAAAACCAGGAACUGUCAGAGACACCAGUGCAGGAGGAAGUGUUGCCCCGGUAACUGUCCCCCCUGCGACCAAAGCUGCGGCCGAACCCUGGGCUGUCGGAACCACAAGUGUCCCUCAGUCUGUCACCAAGGCAGCUGUUAUCCGUGUCCAGAGUCGGUGGAGGUCCGGUGCACGUGCGGCUCGACGGUCCUUGUCGUCCCCUGUGGCCGCGAGAGGACCACCAAACCACCUCGCUGCAAGGAGGCCUGCAGGUGUCCUCCGUCCUGCCACCACCCGACCCGAGAGGCUCACCGCUGCCACCCCGGCACCUGCCCCCCCUGCAAGCAGCCCUGCCUGCUGCCGCUGCCCAGCUGCAGCCACACCUGCCCGCAGCCCUGCCACGACGUGGUGCUGGUCAAGUCCCAGCAGGUUCACUUAGCUGGACCGUGGGAGCAGCCGUCUGAGCCCGCGUUUGUCAAGAAGGCUCUGCCCUGCCCACCAUGCCAAGUCCCCCUACCGACGGCCUGUUUUGGAGAACACGAGGUCAGCCCGGUGCCGUGUCAUCGUCAGGGUCGUUUCUCCUGCAAGCGACCCUGCGGACGACCUCUGACCUGCGGCAACCACUCCUGCAGCAGAGAGUGUCAUCUGGUUAACAGCAAUCCAUGCGAGGUGUGUGAGGAGGGCUGCUCUAAGCCCCGCCCAUCCGGUUGCCCUCACUCCUGCCCCCGCCCCUGUCACCCAGGCGCCUGCCCCCCCUGCAGCCAGAUGAUCCGCCAGCGGUGCCACUGCAAGAUCAGCCUGCUCUACGUGGAGUGCACGAAGCUGACCGCAGCCGACGAGCAGACCAAGGAGGCCCUGAGCUCCUGCAACAACCAGUGUCCCAAAGAGCUGAGCUGUGGCCAUCGCUGUAAGCAGGUGUGCCAUCCAGGUGUGUGUGAGGAGACGUGUCAGCAGAAGGUGAAGCUCCGGUGUCCCUGCAAGAGAAUCAAGAAGGAGGUGCUGUGCUCGCUGUCGCCUCAGUUUGCUGUUGAGUGUGACGACAUCUGCAGAGAACAGCAGAAGAAAGUCAGCCAGCUGAAGGAGGCGGAGCAAAGAGCGGCUCAGGAGGAGGAGCAGAGGAAGCUUCAGGAGGAGCUGGAGGCGUUCGAGAAGAGGCAGCAGCGAGGAGGGCGGAGGAACAAGAAGCGGGGUAGAAGGGAGGAGGUGGACGACGAGCGCUCAAAGGCGGCAAGGUGGUGGAGGUGGUGUGCCGCCUUUGUCCUUGUCCCGCUGGGCGGCGCGCUGCUGUCUGCCGCCACCUACUACUACCUGCAGGAGUCGGCCUGAGCAGACGGCGGCGUGCAAGCUUCUGUUUCCUGCCGCCAUUCAGACGCUCGCUGCGACUCUUCCCUUGCGAACCUUGUGUUAACCAUAGCAGCAGUGGCUUUAGGUUAGGUUGGAUGGUUAGAACUUUGAACACAGCGCUGCCUCAUGUUUCAGAACAAAAGGAAGUUUCUCCUUUUUCAUUCAGUGAAAAGUUUAAUUGAUUUUUAGUCUGAAAGCAGUGAAGAAAAACGUUAAAAUAGCUGCUUUAAGUGUGACUCUGACUAAAUUGUUGUGAGAGAUGAGCUACGUGUGGUUUGUCACUCCAUCACAUAAAGUAAGACUUUGUGGCUCUGGAAUAAUCUGAUGUGACACAGUGACCAUGGUAACAGGCAUGACUGACUCAGGCUGAUCAAAACUUAUGGGAACGUGAUUUUCCCCUCUGCUACCAACCAAAUAUCUCAAUUAUGUGAAAAAAGGUCAAAUUAUUUGGCCUGAUCCUGAUCCAGUGGUUCCCAAACUAAGCAGCACUGCAGUUUAAUAAUGUCCCAUGAGGUUCCAGUGAGCCAGUCCUUUGUUUAUUUGUCUAACAUUACAGAAAUAAACAUGUUUACAAUCUGAUAUAAAUAUAUUUUUGGGUUCUAUAGCAUAACACAUGUACAGAAAUGCAGUAACCAACAAGGUAAUUGAGAGUAUCAAAAACCUGAAACCUGUAAAAAUAACCUUCAGUGGAAGAAGGGGGCGGGGCUAAACAUUGUUUGUGGAGUUCCACAUGGCUCUAUCAUAGGUCCUCUACUUUUUCUUCUGGUUUAAAUUAUAUUCUUGUUUUUCAAAGUAUGCUGUCUUUACCCCUUCAUCACAACUGUAAGGUUGUUGGCUCUUAUGAUGUCUCACCUGUUUAAAGGGUUGACGUUUGCAUUAGUGGGUCGUGGUCUCUGUGGGACCUCUAGGCUGUCUUUAUGCUGUUGGAGCCUUUGGAGACUGGGUCUGUUUCGUGGUGGAGGUUUAACUGGGACAGAAAUAAAGAUUUGGGAACCACUGGGUUGGUGUAGUUUCAUCAUCAGUUUCAUGCACACUGACAUGGAGCAGUGUUAGAUCAGGCAGGCCAUGAAGUCAGCUCAUGCCUCACUACACAUCAGUGUGGGGCGAUAUCUAGAAGCUGCUUUGUGCCCACCUGCAGACCAGCUCCUGCUGUCCUGCUGGGUGUCUUCACUGAUGUGUGUGCAUGCCUGCACAGAAAGCAUGCACACGUGAAAACUGAGGUUGUAGUAGAGAGACUGAUGCUGCAACAACAACACAGCCUAAUGAUUCCUGUUUUCAUCCUGGUAAACCUCUAAUCAACCUUUAAUAUUCUCCAUAAUUGUUUUUUAAUGUGUUUCAAGUUCAAAAUGAAAAUAAGAGAUGAACAUUUUGACGCUUAAGUUGUAGUAAUUGAUAUCUUUGGUUCCCUUUUCCUCAUUAAUGCACCUUCAUUAUUCUCCCUAAUGUGUAAUCUUUAUGUUUGUGUAAGUUUAAAGUAGAAAAUGAACAACAGGAAGUUUCUGACUGGAAAAAUCUGAAAUAAAUCUAGAGUCAUUUUUGUGAGGAAUCCAUCAGAUACUGGAACUCAACUGUCUAAUAUUCAUGCUGAAACGUUUCAAUUGUUUUGAUUUUGAUUUAAAAAUUUUCUUUCUUAUUUUUCAUUCUUUUGUCCUAAAGACUUAAAAAAU
This is a messenger RNA of Maylandia zebra (zebra mbuna), 4643 nucleotides long. RefSeq names its product nuclear transcription factor, X-box binding-like 1 (gene nfxl1). The record is from RefSeq and is a predicted model, not a curated record. Lineage: Eukaryota; Metazoa; Chordata; Actinopteri; Cichliformes; Cichlidae. Gene Ontology annotation, biological process: regulation of DNA-templated transcription. Gene Ontology annotation, cellular component: nucleus. Gene Ontology annotation, molecular function: RNA polymerase II transcription regulatory region sequence-specific DNA binding; zinc ion binding; DNA-binding transcription factor activity, RNA polymerase II-specific.